AGGUCAAAAAGGGUCUGAACGAGUAUCCAAUUAUCUCAGAAAUACAAAUCAUUCUCAUCCAGUCGUACUCACUGCAACUCCACCAUCGUGACUUCUCCCUUCGAUUUUUGAAGUUCCGAACCCGAACCCGAACCCGAGCUGGUAGCUGAGACUGUCGUCAUUGUGAAAUGGGUAAAUCAACAUCCUCUCUGCUUCUUAUAUGCAAUCGUUUGAUUAUUAGAGUAAGCCUUCCAUUUCGUGCUUUUACUUCUCAUUAUUGUUCUACUAUUAGCGAAAAUGCGAAAACCCCAUAUCAGAAACGGAAUCAGUUGUUGAAUUCUGUGAGAGAUCACUGCAAAUCUGGAACCUUUAAGAAUCUUGAUCAUGCCUUAGGUCUGUUUGAUACAAUGCUUCACAUGCACCCUUUGCCUUUCAUUGGAGAUUUUUCUCUAUUGUUGGGUGCCGUUGCAAGAAUGAAGCAUUACUCUGUAGUCAUUAAUCUAAUUCAACAAAUGGAAUCAUUCGGAAUCUCGCCCAAUGAUUAUACUCUCACUGUUUUGAUUAACUGCUACUGCCGUUUGAGACGGGUUGAUUUUGGGUUCUCUGUCUUAGCAACAAUUUUGAAACUUGGUUAUCAACCAAAUCAUAUAACUCUAACCACUCUUGUCAAUGGGCUGUGUCUUCAAGGUAACAUUGCUGGAGCUGUUAGGCUGGUAGAAGAAAUGGAGAAUAAAGGGUAUGAAUCUGAUGUGAUUACUUGUGGAACAAUAGUAAAUGGUCUGUGUAAGAUUGGCCAGACUGGUGUGGCUAUUAGGUUGCUCAGGAAGAUUGAAAAAAGGAAUUUUGCACAAAAUGUGGUGCUCUAUAACACGGUCAUUGACAGUUUAUGUAAGGAUAAAUUGGUAACUGAGGCUUUGAACCUUUUUUCUGAAAUGAUGAGUAAAGGCAUUCAGCCAGAUGUUGUCACUUACAGUUGCGUAAUUCAAGGACUAUGCAAUUUUGGCCGGUGGAGGGAGGCGUCUACUUUGUUGAAUGAGAUGGUGCAAAGGAAGGUCAUGCUAAAUGUACAAACAUUUAACAUAUUGGUGGACACACUUUGCAAAGAAGGGAAGUUGACUGAGGUAAAAGAAGUUUUUGAUGUGAUGAUUCAAAGAGGCAUUGAGCCUAACAAAGUCACUUACAAUUCUUUGAUUGAUGGUUAUUGUUUGCAAAACCAAAUGGAUGAGGCAGUUAAGGCAUUUAAUAUGAUGGUUGAGAAGGGUUGUUCACCCAAUGUGAUUAGCUAUAGCAUAUUGAUCAAUGGAUAUUGCAAAAGUAAAAAAAUUGAUGAGGCAAUGCGUAUCUUUCAUGAAAUGUCCAACAAGGGAGUGAUUCCUAAUGUUGUGACUUACAACACUCUUAUCGAUGGGUUUUUCAAAGUGAAGAGACCCCAGGCUGCACUGGAGCUAUUCCAUAAGAUACAAGCUUGUGGCCAACAUCCAGAUUCCCAAACCUAUAACAUCUUGUUAGAUGGAUUUUUUAAGAAUAGACGAAUUGUUGAGGCAAUGGCAUUGUUUCAAGAGAUGGAAGAAGAAAAGUUGGACCACAAUAUUGUGUUUUACAACACCUUGAUUGAUGGUUUUUGCAAUGUUGGGGAACUUACAAUUGCAAGAGAAAUCUUUCGCGGUCUUUUUGCAAAAGGAUUGCAACCUAAUGUUCGGACUUACAAUAUAAUGAUCAAUGGAUUUUGCAAGAAUGAACUAAUUGAUGAAGCGGUUGAGCUGCUUGAGGAAAUGGAUAGCAACGGUUGUUCACCUGACCAUCACACAUACAACAUAUUAAUCCAAGGGUUAUUGCAACAUGGUGACACAACAAAGGCAAUGAAAUAUCUCAAAAUGAUGGUUGCCAAGGGAUUUUCAGCAAACGCAACAACUGCUGCCAUGUUUAUUGACUUGCUGUUGUCUAAUCAAGUAGAUGAAAAUAUUCGAGAGCUGCUUCCAAAGUCUGGGUGAAGGUUAUUUAGUUUCUCAAGAUCAAAGACAACUUUUAUAUUUUAACCUAUCACUAGUCAUUAUGUGAGUGGUAUAUUUACUUUGAGUAAAAUUCUAUACUUCUUACAAGAUGGUAUUUCUUUUCAUUUAUGUGCCCAAGAUUGUUUAUUCCUUUUAUUGUUCGAUCUUUUGUUGCAAUUUUCUUGUGCACGCCUGUUGUUGCUAAACCUUUUGACUAGCCAUUGGGUGUAUUAUACUGCCCUCUUAGGUGGAUACUCAAGUGUCCUAGUUUGAGACUAGAUUCAUAGAUCUUAUUUCAUGUACUAGUUAGCUAAAGGUUGAAGACACGAGUCAUUAUGUCAUGCCAAGAGCCUUGUGGCUCAAUGCUGUUACUGUUUUUCUCAAGAGGAGAACCUGGGUUCAAACAUCACCUCCCCCACUUGAAAGUUACAAAAAAAGGCCACUAUGCCAGUUCCCAUAUCAUUACUUAUCAACAAGAGUAACUUUGUCAAAUGAGCUAUUUAUAAUAGAUGUGGGGUGGUGCAAAUCUGGUUAUUUAGUCUAGAUUUUGAUUUAUCAUAAGUUUCUAAAUUCAUUUUAAUGGAAUAAAAUUAACAUUAUUAUGCUAUCUAAUUCUCUGGUUGCAAUUCUUUAGGCUAUCU
Molecule: messenger RNA, 2611 nt
Organism: Quercus lobata
Lineage: Eukaryota; Viridiplantae; Streptophyta; Magnoliopsida; Fagales; Fagaceae
Product: pentatricopeptide repeat-containing protein At1g63080, mitochondrial-like
Exons: 1
Coding region: 168-1970 (600 amino acids)
Molecular function (GO): protein binding; mRNA binding
Source: RefSeq, a predicted model, not a curated record